Messenger RNA from Micropterus salmoides (largemouth bass), 2447 nucleotides. Its product is annotated as tumor necrosis factor receptor superfamily member 11A-like. Gene Ontology annotation, cellular component: external side of plasma membrane. Gene Ontology annotation, molecular function: tumor necrosis factor receptor activity; cytokine binding. The record is from RefSeq and is a predicted model, not a curated record. Gene Ontology annotation, biological process: lymph node development; response to interleukin-1; ossification. Lineage: Eukaryota; Metazoa; Chordata; Actinopteri; Centrarchiformes; Centrarchidae.
UACAACGUGGAGUUGUUCCCUCCCUUCCUCCCUCCCUCAGAGAGUCAGUCAGUCAGUUUUUACAAGCUGUUGCAUGCAGCCCUCUCCACACACAACGCGUGGGUGAAAGCAGAAGGAAGAUGAGAGGAGGAGAAGAGAGGUGGGACCUGCAGCUGCCUAACCUGGAAAGAAGGCGCAAGAAUGCCCUGUGAGACGGUGUGGAGGACCCGCCACAUACACGCACACAGGAAGAAGUGACAAGACUCGGAUAUUGGUGCUAAGCGUCAUCUUCUUGGCUGAGAAGAAGAAUAAGUUCACGUCAGAAGUAGUCUUCAUUAAGCAGCAGAGAUGAGAUUGAACUUUUCUACAAGUUGGAUAGUCCGAGGCUGGAUGACGUGUGUCCUCGUGACCUUUUACGCACAGAAUGCGAUCUCCAAAUCUCUCCAGUGUGAUGAAAAGGAGUACUUAAGUAAAAGCUCCAGGUGCUGCAAUAAGUGUCGGCCAGGCUUCCGUGUGUUUACUGAGUGCACUGGUUCCGUCCAGACUAAAUGUGUCAAAUGUAGUAGUGGUGAAUACCAGCCCGGAUGGACUGAAAAAACGCGCUGUUUACAGCAGAAGUUCUGUGACGAAGUUAAGGGUUUUAUGAAGAUGCCUGAAAACCUUGAGGCAGAAGAGUCGUGCCGCUGCCUAUCCGGCCUCCAAUGCCAUCCCAUCAACUGUGAGUGGUGUGAGCAGAUACCCCCCUGCAGAGCUGGAGAAGGACUCGAGGUAGACCCUGAGUCUCCUUAUGGAAGGAUGAUCUGUGUUGCGUGUAAGAAAGGCUACUUCUCUGAUGAAAAUACUCACAAUCAAUGCAAACCAUGGACUAAUUGUAAGGCUGAGGGCCGGAGUGAAACGCAACCAGGCAGUGCAAAGGCUGACGCAGUAUGUGGACAACCUUUCUCUGGUGCAGCGCCCUCCUGGGUCAUAGUUUCAGUGCUGUCAGUUAUCACUGUUCUGUGUCUCCUCAUUCUGCUCCUCUUCUGCUACAAGGACAAACUGAAAUUACUCUCUGUAAAUCUGCGAUCCUGUGUCCAGAAUCUGAAGAGGACUAGGAUACAACAGGAGACCUUGGCCCCUCUGUACCACAGUGGAGCAGGAGGAGGAAUAGGAGGAGGCCCUGGAGGCUCCAAAUGUACACCAUGUGAGCUGACCAAACUACCCACCCCCCCGCAGCCCACUGAUGAGCCUCUAUGCACCUUCCCCACCUCUGUCUCCGAUGUCAAGGUCUCACUGCCCUUCACAGGGGAAAUGAAAGAGGAAGAAGGGACCAAAGGCAAGACAGUGAUGGAGGAUCAGAGUGAAGGGUCUGGAGAACCUGAGGAGGUGUCAGAAGAAGAGGAGGUUGUGAGUGUGCUUCCUCUUUUGGCAGGUUCUUGCGUGUGUGUCAUUCCCAUCCAUGAGCCAUUGGAAGUAGGUGAGAAUGAGGACUGUAGCCAGGCUGUCAGCCCCGGGACUCCAGCAACCUGCUCAUGCGGAGGGCUUGAUGGAGAUGAGAGUGGGAAAGAGGAGAAAAGUGAGAGUGUAAGGGCAGACAAUGGAGAAAAGGGUGACGGAAACCAAGAAAAGGUUUUGUCCAAGAGUGAGACAAGUGUUGCGGCUCUUGACUCUCUUUCGCCUCCUUUCUUCCACACCUCCUCUGUAAUCACUCCCUCCGGUCCAAUUCCUGAACUCUGCCUGCCGUUGUCUCAGGCUCAUGUGAGGCCGGAGUUUAAACCUGACCUGACUGACAGGUCACUGGUAAAACAAAAGGAUUUAUACAGAUUGGCAAGCACAGACUCCACCUUAACAGAGAAAAACCACGUGACCUCGGUCAGCCCCUUGAUGACAUCCUCAUCUGUUGGAGAUCUCUACCUGGACAAGCCCCCUGAGUCCUCGAGCCCGGAGCAAGGCCUGGGACUUUCCUGGAGGGAUAGUAGGGGAAACAAGCUCUCUUCUGUGGAGUCGGAACUGGAGUGCUCACCUGAGAGCCUCCAUAGUCAGCUGGCUGAGCCAACUCUUACCUCAGGUCAGGUGUCUGGGAACAACAACACCACCUUCAUCUCCAGCGGUCAGGUGAUGAACUUCAGCGGUGAUGUCAUCGUCGUCUACGUCAGCCAGACGUCUCUCGGCAGCGAGGAGACGGGGCAGGACCAUGCCUUUGGGAGCCCUGUCCAGGAGGAGGCCAAUGAGACGGACCCGUUCUUCCAGAGCAGCCUGAGGUCACGGGACUCUGUCUCCUACAGCACCCUGCAAGACGAAACACUGCCAGUCCAGGAAGCGAUGGAGGAGCGGCCACUUGGAAAAUGAAAAGGGAUCAGUGGCUCUUUAUUUGUCAGUGCAGUGAUCAUCUCCGCAAUCAUCAGUUAUCACAAAAAUGAACUCCUAUCAUUUCUGGUGGUAACCUUACAUAUCAUACACAGCUCCAAAUGAAAUUACAAAAUGAACUG